GCGAGGAGAGCCCAGCCCAGGCAUUUCUCUGCAGGACCCGAAGGCAGGCGGAGAAAGAGAGAGAGAAAGCCAAGGCAUGGCCGAGUCUUCUGGGAUCCGGAUCAGCUCCUCCGUCUUCUCCUCCUCUGCUUGAUCCGCAUCCUCAUCACCAUCAUCAUUUCCUCAAUUCCUCCCCUUUAAAAGAGCGACCUCCAAAAUCCCAGCCUCUUGCAUCCUGCACGGUUUUUGAACCUCCAUCUAUUCAUCUCUCCUCGACCUUCAGAAUCCCAACCUCUCGCCUUAAGUAUCUAUCAUCUCCUAUCUUCCAUCUCCAAAAUCCCAGCCUCCUUCAACCUAUAUGGUUCUUAUCCAUCAUCUGCCAAUCUAUCAUCUUCUAUCUGUCUUUCAUUUCCAAAACCCAGCUUCUUUCUUUGAGCACAAUCCAUAGUUUUGAUCCAUCUCUAUCUGUCAUCUCUUUGCCUUUGACCUCCCGAAUCCCAUCUUCUCCCUUCCUACACAAUCCCUGACAGGAAUUCCAGACAGGAGACAAUCAGGGCCAGCUAACACCUCCUAACAAAGGAUCCCCCCUUCAAAGCAGCCAGGCUUUGAAGCUGCAAGGCUCCGUCCACAACCUCUAUAACUGCAACAUAUUGCUUAGCAUUUUAAUAUCCAUCAUCAGCCCAUCUCUCCAUCCAUUCCCAUCUGGUGAGAGUGGAAAUGCAGGUGGAAACCAAAGGAGGUCCUCCCAUCUCAAGUUGCUAGUCCCUGUUGAGGGCUGGGCAUGAAAACUGAUGCUUUUCCCCCUCUGUCGGGGAAAAUUUGGCCAAGGGAACUCCAUAUUCUGCAAAAAGGACCAUCUUUCUCAUCAUUGACUCCUUCCUUCCUUUCUCAUCAUUGACUCCUGGCUUUUGUUUAUACAACUGAAAUCAACAACAACAACAAAAGGAACUUCUUGGCGUGGACUUUCUUCCUCCAGACAGACUGCUGCAGUGUCUGGUCUUUUCGGAAAGGAAGGCUGAAGGGGGAGAGAGAGGAUUUCUUGCUUUUCUGGGACGAGAUUUGAAGAACCCGGAACAGAGAUUUUGAGCAUUGGGGACACCAUUGGAAACACUUUAAUCUGAGGACGAGCAUUUGAUGGUUUGCCAAGAUGGCUCUCAUCUGGAAGACAUGCAUCUUUGCAGUAAUGCUGCUUCCUGUGGCAACCUCAAUGCAUUCAGACUGCUUCCUGAGGAAGGAACAAGAGGCCUGCACAGCGAGAAUCAAGAAACUCACUGCCUUAAUCCUGCAAAAUGAUUCCGUUCCAGCAUGCGAAGGGAUGUGGGACAACAUCACCUGUUGGAAGCCUGCCUUUGUCGGCGAGGUCGUCGUGGUGAAAUGCCCAGCACUCUUCAGCAUGGUGAACAUCGACUACGGCUGGGAUGUGAAUAGCAUGGCCUAUGCACAACCAGAUGAUUUUGAACUAUUGGAAAAUGCAGACCAAAUUUUAGGUGACUCUCCGGAUGCGAAGGUGGUCAGCAGGAACUGCACUGAGGAUGGUUGGUCAGACACUUUCCCACACUAUUACGAUGCCUGUGGAUUUGACGAGAAUGACACCAUGCCAGAUUAUAAUCAGGACUACUACUACCUCUCUGUAAAAGCUCUGUACACAGUCGGUUAUAGUACAUCCCUGGUGUCUCUCACCACCGCAAUGGUGAUCUUGUGCCGUUUCAGGAAACUACACUGUACACGGAACUUUAUUCACAUGAACCUCUUUGUUUCCUUCAUCCUGCGAGCCAUUUCUGUCUUCAUUAAGGAUGGAGUCCUCUACACUGAAGAAGACAGCAACCACUGUCUUAUUUCAACGGUGGAAUGCAAGGCAGUGAUGGUCUUUUUCCACUACUGUGUGAUGUCCAACUAUUUCUGGCUCUUCAUUGAAGGACUGUACCUUUUCACCUUAUUGGUAGAAACCUUCUUUCCAGAAAGGCGAUACUUCUACUGGUAUACCAUCAUCGGAUGGGGAACUCCCACCAUUUGUGUCACUGUCUGGGCAGUUCUUAGACUUCACUUUAAUAAUGUUGGCUGCUGGGACAUAAAUGACAACACAGCCUUGUGGUGGGUGAUCAAAGGCCCCGUGGUGGCAUCCAUCAUGAUCAACUUCUUGCUUUUUGUUGGCAUCAUCAUAAUUUUGGUCCAGAAACUUCAGUCCCCUGACAUCGGAGGCAAUGAAUCAAGCAUUUACUUCUUCAUGGUGGAAAGAAACGAGAAACAUGGCAUAUCCCAUCGCAGCUGCGUUCAGAAAUGCUACUGUAAAUCCAGCAGGGCUAACCAGCAUUCUUGCAAGAUGUCUGAACUAUCCACAAUUACCUUGAGGCUGGCCCGCUCGACCUUGCUUCUUAUUCCACUCUUUGGGAUUCAUUACACAGUGUUUGCCUUUUACCCUGAGAAUGUCAGCAAAAGGGAGAGGCUGGUAUUCGAACUGGGGCUGGGAUCUUUCCAGGGCUUUGUGGUUGCUGUCCUUUACUGCUUCUUGAAUGGGGAGUUUCUCCCUAAAGGUGCAAUCAGAAAUAAAGAGGAAAUGGAGGAGCUGGAAAGUCAACCGGUAUUUUGCUGUGGAUUUCAAGCAUCGCCAUCCCUCUCUGGCAAGCAGCGGAGUGAACGGGGGGACGCAGUUGUCAAUUCUGAGCAAGAGCAGCUCACAGAUUCGCAUGUCGAGCAUAAAUGCGGAGAACCUGGCAACAUGAGUCCAUGAAACCACCUCCCUCCCCGACUCCCUCACAGCAAGAGAGAGCAAAUCCCUUGGAAACCAACAAAAAAGUCAUAUUCUUGGUGGCGUGGGUUGUUGUGUGUGUCUCUCUGUGUCUUUUUUAAAAACAAAACAUCUCCCUUUUAUUAAUAAGAGAACGAGAUCACUCUGGAAACAUGGCAUCUCUGAUGAGCGGAAGACUUGGCGUCGAAAGGUAUUGUAAAUACAUCAUGGAGAUCAUCCAGACAAGACAAGACAUUCAACCCACCCACGGCCCCAGCGAGCUGCAAAUAAUUCCAUCUUUGGCCUUGCGUUUCUGGUGAUCGUUGUGCCAUUGUGAGUUUUGGUUGCCAUGCUGAUCCUUGUGAAAGAACAUCCCAUGGAGUUUGUUUCCGCUCUCUGUUGCCAUUUCGAGCCCACCUCUUCAUCUUGGACCAUCUUGGACCUUUCUCCUUGUGCUUUUUCAUGACUUUGAAUGUAACUCAGUCCCCAGGUGGGCUCAUUACCAGCCUUGACUUUGUGAACGUUGAGAUGGAUUCCACCAGAAGCAUUCAGAGCAUCAAAUGCAUCUGUGAUCUGUGGAUGACACAGAUCAACGAUUUACACACAAAAUGUGGAGUCGUUGGUUUCUUCCUGCCUCCAGGAAUGAAUCGGAAAUGUUGUGUUAAGCUGUGAAUUUUCUAAAAGGGCCGUCCCAGCAAUGAUAGAGCUAUAUUUUUGAGAUGGAUGGGUUAUUUUAUUUCUCCCUUCAUUUUGUAAGAAAAGCAAAACAGACACGGAAGCAGGCGGGACCUAUAUUUGGUUGCCCCUACAUUCAGUAUAGAUGAGUUCCGGGAAUGUGUACCUUCUUUUGGACUACAUGUUUCUCCAUGAAAAAGGAGGGUUGAAGCUGGACAUGGUGACCUGCAAAUGACUUUGGGGGUGGCACAAAGUGUGAGGCCAAGGUUCACACCUAAAGGGCUAGGACGCCAAUUCUGUGGAUUAUGUAGCCAAAAUGAAAAGCCCUACACAUAAAAAUUCAUCAUGGCGGUCCACAGAAGGUCCAGCUGGAUGAUCUGAUGCCAUGCGAGAGAAAUAGGAAAGACUUUGAAAUUGGGAGAAAUGUAUAUAUAUAUUUGAAUGUGUGAGCUUUCUUCAGCUGAGCAUCUGAAGCCUAAAUCUAAUGGUUAGACCCAACUGGAGUAGAUCCCUUGAAUCAACUCAUGAAUGAAUUUGGCACUCAAUGUAUUCAGUGGAUCUACUCCAGAAAUGCGACCAGCGAUUGGAUUUAGGCCAGAGGGAUUUAGCUGGGGAAAGUUCAUUUAACGCCUUCGAUUUUGGGUUGGAGGAAGGAGGAAAUCCUUUUUCGAUCCUGCCUUACAGUCAGAGCCACAACUGAUGCAUAGCUACUUCAGCCGAAUUACCACAAUGAUGUCAAUUUUUAGGAGGCCUCGUGUGACGCACAAAGCCUCCAAAGGACUCUUCUUAAUUCCACUGUGGAUUGCCGGAGCCUUUCUAGAUGUUUCAAUAUCCUUUCCAAUGUGAGUGUGUAAAUCUCUCUGUGUGUGUGCACAUUAAAAAAGGAAUAUAUAUUCAUUUUUAAUGUAGAGUAUAUAUUAUCUGUGUAAUAUUUUGUUAAACACUAAAGAAUGAAUGCAAGCUCUCGAUGGCCAAGACGAUUGCAAGGAAAGGGCUGGUUCUUUCUGUUUAAUUUCAAUGAAUGGAGUUGUUUUUCUAAAAGGUUUGGAGAAGAGAUGUGGUGGAGGGAAUACAUUUCCCUUAAGACAAGCUGAAACCUGGUUCAUAUAUGUUGAGCUGCCCAAUCUUUUUUGCAGAGCAAAGGAAUGAACAUACAAAUAAUGUAUAUAAUGUUGAAUGUUUGAUAGUGGUCCUUGAUACACAAGGUGUCAUGUUUUGUAGAAUCAUAGAAUCCUAGAGUUGGAAGAGACCUGGUGGUCCAUCCAGUCCAACCCCAUUCUGCCAAGAAGCAGGAAAAUUGUGUUCAAAGCACCCCCAAUAGGUGGCCAUCCAACCUCUGCUUAAAAGCCUCCAAAGAAAGAGCCUCCACCACAAUCCAGAGCAGAGAGUUCCACUGCUGAACAGGUCUCACAGUCAGGAAGUUCUUCGUAAUGUUCAGGUAGAAUCUCCUUUCCUGUAGUUUGAAGCUAUUGUUCUGCGUCCUUGUCUCCAGGGCAUGUGACGUGAUAAAAGAGAUCUUUGCAUAUAGACCUCAAUUCACGUUCUUCAUAUGAUGGUUAGUACAUCAGUUGUAUGAUUGAGUUGAGGAACCUCUCCAGGCUGGCUUUAUCAUUAAGAGAAUGAGGCACCAACAUCAGAAGACAAAUUUUGGGGACAGCAGUCACACCUAUCUCCAUGUUUCUUUUGAGACUGUGGGCCACUUCUUUCUGGCAUUUGCACAGUCAAUUCAACUUCUCUCUGUAGAAUAGGGGCAGGCGGAUCAUUUUGUCUUUCUCUUAUGACAACAACAACAAAAACCCUUGGGCUGGCUUCACAUCUUUCUCCAUCUUAAGAGGAUUGGAUUCCUCAACAUAUAUAACCCAGGUCCAGAGUUGAGAGUUUUGAUAUAUUGACCUCUCAGCAUCUUAAAUGUUGAUGCAGUGGUUCUUAUGAAGAUGGAUUUCUUGCAUAUGAAUGUUCACUGCAGCUCCUUUGUUAAAUCGUGACGAAUGUUCACUGAUCUCUUUCCCUCUAUUUUUCUUAUCCCUACUUGGCUAUAGAAACUGGGGGCCUACCACAGUAGACAACAAUAGCUCCUUUGUCAUUCUUCUUUCACUGCCAUGGCUGCAUCCUUCUGAAUCCUGGGGACUUGUAAUUUAGUGAAGCACGAGAAGAGCUCUGGCCAAGAAUUCUAAACUAUAAAUCCCAGGAUUCCAUGGCAUUCAAAGUAGAAGCACAGUGCUGGAAUUGUAUACCGUGUUAAGGUCCCCUUUGGUUUUCCAAGUUCUAGCUCAACUGUAUUUGGCUUCUCUGGUCAACAAUGUAUGAAGUGGAGGGACUUCAAUCUUCACUUCUCUGCCAGGAACAACAAAGCUUGCAUAUCCUGCUCUUUUCCAAGUAUGGCCUGUUCCUGCCAUUGAGGUUGAACAAGAAGUCUCUUUCAUUCCUAAGUUCUUUCUAUGCACUAGAAAUUUCCCAGGGCUUUUGGAAAGGGCAGAUGGCUACCACUUGGAACCCUUUUGGCCAGAGUGGUUGCCAUUUCCCCCAUUUGUUCAGUAUAGGUUGCAAAUUACAUUACCUUUGACCACCAUUCAGAGUUUGGUUGGUUGUCAACUUCACUAUAAUCACCAAGGAGUAAAGCAAACCCAACCAGGGCCCAGGAGACUGAGGCACUAUGUUUGCCGGCCAUUGGAGAGAGAGCGAGAGAGAAGAAACCAAGGGGCUCAUUUUCCCUUUGGAGAACUGGAUCAGAGCCACUAUGUACAAAUGCUCUCGGGUUUUUCUUCUGAGUUUUGUUAUCGCUCAGUUAUAAUGUUUGCUAUGUUGAGUUGUUUUUAAAACUUAUUUUGUUUCUAAUGGAGAAAAAAUGGGAUGGAAUGGGCACCUCUUAGCCAAACAAUUUUGGAAAGAUGUCCACCUGAUAAUGGGAAACCAGAUUGCUUUCUUAAGGUAGAAUUGACUCUCUUUGAUGUGGACCAUUUUUUGCAAUAUCUUUCCAUGUUGCUCAAGAAAUCAAGGAAUAUUAAAAGGGUGGAAAAAUUUGUGAAAAGGAUGACAUUUAUUCCAUCCAUCAAUUGGGCAAUGGAUAUGGUAGCUAUUCUCACUUAGUCUUGCAAUUACAAUAGGACCCCCAUAUCUGCUGGGAACAUACCCCAAGACCACCCAACCUCAGACAUACAUGAUCCUAUAGAUCCAACCUUUAGUUACCUGAGGGCCAAUCAAACUUUAGUAUAGCAAUGUGAGGUCCAAAGACAUUCCAGAAAGAAAAUGGAUUACAUAAUUAAUAUUGAAUUACAUAAAAUAGUAAUAUUUAAUUACACAAUUAAAAUAUUUUUCCAGUAAGAAGGGCAAGGGCCAACAAAAAUGAAUUGGUGGGCUGCAGGUUGGACCACACUGCUGUAGAUAAUAGUGAACUCGUAUUUUGACUGUACUUGGGUUGGAAGCAUAUCAUACAUCAGCACUAGAGAAGUCUUCAAACACUUUGAAAGAGAAUAUAUUAUAUUUUGAAACAUGAGUAAGUGAAACCAUGGAUAUUAAAUCUGUGGAUAAUGAGGUUGUAGUGUUUGAUGUUGUUUGUUCAUUCUGACAUUGCUGGGAAGAGAACAUAGAGAUCUGCUUUCCACAUCACUACAAAUAACCCCAAUGGCUUAGCUGUUUCAUCUUGAUCUAGGGUUGUCAAGUGGGAUAUGAGAUGAGGCUCCUGACAUUAAAAUUCUGAGAUGGUAGGACAUGAUAAUGGACUGUAAAGCUCUAUCAAGCAGGACCUGCCCACUCUUACUUUCAAAUCUCAACUUUCAACUACACCCAUCUACUCCCAAUUGUACUGUUUAAAGGCAGCAAGUGCCCAGGUAAACACACCUAUAUCCAUAAAUAUUGGUAUGGGAAAACCAAGCCAAUUCUAAGAAUUACAAAUGUUUACAAACAAAACCAUGGUCAAAGUUCAAAGGAAGAAAGCAGCUCUGAGCAAAGUCGCUCAUUGAUGCUGGAAAUUUUAGUUUAGAAGUACAGUAGAGUCUCACUUAUCCAAGCUAAACGGGCCGGCAGAAACUUGGAUAAGCGAAUAUCUUGGAUAAUAAGGAGGGAUUAAGGAAAAGCCUAUUAAAACAUCAAAUUAGGUUAUGAUUUUACAAAUUAAGCACCAAAACUUCAUGUUAUACAACAAAUUUGACAGAAAAAGUAGUUCAAUAUGCAGUAAUGUUAUGUUGUAAUUACUGUAUUUACGAAUUUAGCACCAAAAUAUCACGAUAUAUUGAAAACAUUGACUACAAAAAUGGCUUGGAUUAUCCAGAGGCUUGGAUAAGCGAGGCUUGGAUAAGUGAGACUCUACUGUACCUACAAAAUGUUAGAGAUCCAGGAAGCCAAGCAUCCAGUUAUUUUGCAAGAUGCAGAGCAACAACACCAUUCAUGAAGAUCACCUGUGAAGUUCUUGAGGUCUUUAUGGAUGAGUGCCAUUGUACAGCUAGCCAUUGCAAUAUUGCAGAAUGCUUGUUUGCUCUCCUGUCCUUUGGAAAUUACCACAUUCAGGAGACUACAACAAAGAAAAAAAUACAGAUUCAGGAGGACCUUCAAGGAUUCUGGGUUAUAAAACUGCCCCCCCUCCCAAUCCAUCUCAAUUACCUACUCCCAGUCCAAUCCAUUAAGCAUAUUUUCCAUCCCAAACUCAAAACUCCACUCUGGUUAUCCCAUCAAGAAUAGUGUUCCCAAUGGGGCUGCUGUACUCCUCCAUAGAUAUUUUGUACUGAAGAGGGAAUAGAUGAACGGGGCAAGAGGUGACCCUUUUCAUUUGUUGGGCUUCAAGGGAGUAGAAACCAAAAUUCCAAAUUUGCUUCUACAGUUGAUGUAAAUAUCUGUUUCGGGUUUAAACAGUGCUGCGUUUCAUUUCUUUCCUUUUCCCCCUCCUCUGCUGCUGAGAUAUAUUUUGGAGUUUAUGAAAAUCUAUGUUAUUAAAAAAAGAAAAUGUAAUAAUAAUAAAACAUUUGUUGUGACA
This is a messenger RNA of Anolis carolinensis (green anole), 8345 nucleotides long. It is a transcript of the gene adcyap1r1, whose product is annotated as ADCYAP receptor type I. Gene Ontology annotation, biological process: adenylate cyclase-modulating G protein-coupled receptor signaling pathway; cell surface receptor signaling pathway. The record is from RefSeq and is a predicted model, not a curated record. NCBI's taxonomy places the organism in Eukaryota, Metazoa, Chordata, Lepidosauria, Squamata, Anolidae. Gene Ontology annotation, molecular function: G protein-coupled peptide receptor activity; vasoactive intestinal polypeptide receptor activity; peptide hormone binding. The transcript has 18 exons. Gene Ontology annotation, cellular component: plasma membrane. Bases 1127 to 2707 code for a protein of 526 amino acids.